AUGUAUAAUUUUGAAAGAUAUGAUCCUGAUAAACCUAGAAUGGUUACAUCAUUCAAAGGUAAUCAAAAAUUGAUCUUUGAAGGAUAUCGUUAUAAUAUUCAUCAUAUCGUUCCAACAAAAGGUGUCAAAACGUGGAGAUGUGUAUGUGCCAAAAAAUUAACAUCGGCACGUUCAUGGUGUAAAGGUAGAGCAGAAACCUGGGAUUCAGAUACUCAGGGUUUAGCUAAAGGUGAACAUAAUCAUGAUCCAGAACAUGAAGUUGCUGAGUUAGAAUAUUUUAAAUCACAAUUAAUUAUGGCUGCUAUUGCUUGCCCUAAUGUCCCAUUAAAUGAUUUGAUUGCUGAGGCACAGCAGUAUAUGACGGAAGGUUUACAAUUUACCUCAAAAGACAGUUUAAAAAAAUCAUUAACUAUUGCCCGAAAGAGUAGUGAUAAUGGUGGUUUUAAAUUUAGAAAUUAUAAAACAGCUGGUGGUACUGGUAUAAAAAAUACUAAUAAUAAAAAGGAAUUUGAUACAACAAAUGAUUUUCCAACACUUUUAAAUUCUAUCAUUGCAAAUACUCCAAAAUCUGAUAUACCAUCAUCAAUGGCUACACUUAUUCAUUUAUCAAUGAAAUCAGAUAUGGAAAAAUCAAUAAAUAGUAAUACAUCAACAGAAUCAGAACAUGAUUCUUUACCGGAGCAAAUUAUUUCUAAUCCUAUGAUACAAUUAAAUACAUUACCAAGAUUUCAACCAGAUAACAAUCCUUUCCUGACACAUUUUAACUUAUUAAGACAAAUUGCUCUUGCACAACAAUUAAGUUCUGCUGCUGCCUCUCAACAACAACAACAACAGCAACAACAACAACAUCACCUUUCAACACCACAACAACAAAUAUUUAAUGAUAAUAAUUCAAUUUUUGAUCUCUUAGGAACUCCACAAACUCCUAGAAAGUACCGUAGAAAUACAGAAAAUAAUUGUAAAGGGUCAUCCGUUAAAAUAAAAUUACCCCCAACACCUAAAACUAUUGAUAAAAAUAAUACAAUUGGAAAAAUUUCUUUUAAUUCUCCAGUUUUACCAAAUAUAACAGAAUACAUUAAUGGUAAUAAUGUUGAUUUAUCUUCUAAUAUAAAAAAAGAGAUAAAAAUUAAGGAAGAAAGUACAGAUGAAAGGAUUCUCAAGGCUAAUCGUUUAACAGAUAUCUUUAAUAGACUAUCAUCUCGUGCAGCAAUGAAUAUUGAGUCACCACCACCAGAUCAGUCAUCACCUACAAGUAGUUCUGGUGAAAAUAUUUCACCAGAAAAAGUUACUAUUGGUACACAAACAGUGUGCUCUGCUGCAUUAUUCAAUGAAGUUGAAAAGAAGGAGGAUGACAAUGAUAUUUGUAUAACAACAUCAGCAUGUGGAUGUAAAGCUAUCAAAAUGUGUUGCUGUAUAAAUUCUUCAGGAAAUAGAAAACGUCCCUCUGAUCAAAUUAGUUGUUGA
Molecule: messenger RNA, 1464 nt
Organism: Strongyloides ratti
Lineage: Eukaryota; Metazoa; Nematoda; Chromadorea; Rhabditida; Strongyloididae
Product: Zinc finger, FLYWCH-type domain-containing protein
Exons: 3
Coding region: 1-1464 (487 amino acids)
Source: RefSeq, a predicted model, not a curated record